CGGUGGCCUUGGAUCCGAUCGAGGACGCAUCGAUCGAUUGAUGGUUACGUUCAAGGAGAAGCUCGCGCACAACUUGGUGCCAGAGUGGGAAGAGCAUUACGUCAACUACGCGGACCUAAAGUACCAUGUGAAGCAGAUUCAACGGCGCAAGAGCUUUCUUGAUAUGACGUCGGGCGACUACACCGAGACGUGCGAUACGGAAAAGACACGCCUUAUCAAGACAUCCAAGCCGACACAUUUCGAAGAAGAGUUCCACAACGAGUGCGAAAAGGUCGAGUCGUGGUAUUGUGCACAGCUGGAAGAGUUCCAAAAGCAGUAUGCGCUCUUGAAGGCACAGUACGCAGACGCAUGUGCGACCCAAGCGCCGUUGCUGGUGUCCCAGGAAGACUUUGACGAGUCGCCAGAAUCGGAAGCAUUCGCGCUGGAGCGGCAUUCCAUCAAACAAUCGUUUGUCGAGCUGUACAAGGUGCUGCGGAUGUUGCAGAACUUUGCCCUGUUGAACUACACGGCGCUGCGAAAAGUGCUUAAGAAGCACAAGAAGAAGUGCGGCGACAGGUAUCAAAAAGCCCACAGGUCUCUCAACGACUCGUUGCACGACUACGCGUUCAGCCAUGCCCUGCCCGUGAAGGAAGCAAUCCUCAACUUGGAGCACUACUUCACCACGACGUUCCACGAAAACGACCGCGUCCUCGCGCUCGCCGAACUCGACGACUGGAAGGACUCAACUCUGAACUGGCAGAAUGUGUACACUGGGCUCAAGAUGGGUAUCUGCAUCGUGCUGGCCUUGUGGCUGCUCUGGGAUGACGUGGUGGUCGUGGGCUUGCAAGGUCAAACAAACCCGACCGUGAUUCGCUUGAUGCAAACCUCGGCGUAUCCGUUCUACCGAGGAAUCGCGCUCUUUCUCUUCUUUUUGUGGCUAUGGGGCGGGACGCUGUACACGUGGCAGGCUGCCCGCAUCAACUACCGAUACAUCUGCGAGCUGGACCCGCAUGCGACCCAAGACUUUUCCCAAGUAUUUGACGACGCCAGUCACUUGAGCAUGCUAUACCUAUUCAACUUCAUCCUGUACGUUCAGAUUCAAAACCACUCGCUGCCAGAAUACGUCCCGAAGGGAUACCUCCCGCUCGUCCUGGCACUCUACUUCGUCGUCUUCUUCUUCUCCAAAGACUGGGGCCACCAGCGUCGAUUGGCACGGGUUCUGCGAGAUAUUGUGCUACUGCCGGUCUUCCCCGUCACGUUUAUGCAUACAUUUGUGUGCAACUACCUGACGAGCGCUGCCAAGAUAAACCAGGAUUUUGCGUGGUCGAUCUGUUUUUUCGCGACAGGCGAAUUCCUUGAGCCGACGUCGACUCCUCCGCAUGCCUCGGCAUGCUCGACCAAUUUCUAUUACGCCCGCGUGGCGGUGCCGCUGAUCUCGGCGCUUCCACUGUGGUGGCGAUGCGUGCAGAGUCUGCGCCGUGUACACGAGAUGAAAGCAUGGUUCCCCGGCCUCUUGAACGCUAUCAAGUACGCCUUGUCCCAGGUGGUCGUUCUCUUUGGGCUCUUCCACUCGUUCUAUUCUCCAGUCCAGCCCAGCAACGUCGUCCAGAUUAUCUGGGUGGUGCUAUUUGUCGUGAGCUCUAUGUACAGCUGGAUAUGGGACGUCGUGAUGGACUGGGGCCUCGGACGACCUCAAUUCAAGUUUCUUGGCGAUGGCCACAUGUACUCGCGGCGGUGGGUGUACUAUGCGGCAAUCGGGGUCGACUUUGUCUUAUGCUUUUCGUGGACACUGGCGCUGAUCCCGCCGACAAAAGAGUACUCGUUCAUGGGGUUCCUCCUCUACCUACAGCCGAUCACGAUGUUUAUGGAGCCGAUCCGCCGGUCCAUGUGGAGCUGCUUUGCCAUGGAAAACGAACACUUGCGCAACACGCUCGGGUUUCGAAAGGAGCGAUUCAUUCCACUGCACUUUGAACGCAAAAAGCCUGUCAGGAAAACCGACAAACAAGACGACAAGCAGUAUGCGUACAAAGUCGUGGCGCUCGCUAUCGUCGUGGCGGCACUGAGCGCGUCUGCGAUCUUUCUCGGCAACUAACCACAGCCCUGUGUGAUGAAAUGGCAAUGAAGACACGCGCGCGAUCGGUAUAUGCCCAGCCUUGUCCAUGCCCUCAGCGGCAUGCAAGGCGGGGGGAUACAUUUCCCGCCACCAACCAAAGUCUUCUCUUCACUAAAUUCCUUGCUCUCCUCGGAGCUCGACGUUGAUUCAAACCGACUCCUUUCAUGUCGCGUUGCUACGACACGCACAAACAACGAGCCAUGCGAAACCUGAGCGAGGGGACCACAAGACCGUGUGGUUCUGGCGGUAGCGACUUCGUCAAGGUCGUGCAGGUCGGACGUGGAUGGUCCUGAUCAAGUAGCGCCUGUUCGUAGCGGAUUGCCAACCCACGAUCCAUCAAGACAGACACGAAAGAGUGUGUACAAAUAGAAAGGGGGAUGUUGAUAGUUAUGGGGCGUCUUCGAUGACCGUGAUGGCUCCAAAGCUGAGGCUCACGACAAGACCAAUGAUGGCAACGAUCAGGACUUUGUUCAUGCGCUUCUUCCGCCUCGUCUCCUCCGUGUGCUCGUUCGGGUCGGCGACACCAACACCGCGCUCG
Molecule: messenger RNA, 2630 nt
Organism: Aphanomyces invadans
Lineage: Eukaryota; Oomycota; Saprolegniomycetes; Saprolegniales; Verrucalvaceae
Exons: 10
Coding region: 41-2071 (676 amino acids)
Biological process (GO): phosphate ion transport; cellular response to phosphate starvation
Cellular component (GO): Golgi apparatus; plasma membrane; cytoplasm
Molecular function (GO): inositol hexakisphosphate binding
Source: RefSeq, a predicted model, not a curated record